AUCAAGGAAUAAAGACGUCGUCGUCUUCGUCGGUCGCGUUGAUUUCGUGCCUGGUGUGCUCGGAACUCGGUGCUCUCUUCUCUUUGCCAGCCAGACAGCUGUUUUGCUGUGGGUUUUUUUUUUGUUGGUUUGCCGGCGCUGUUGAUGCUGUGAGCAGUGGCCGCGCGCGCGUCAGUCAAGAUGAAGCGGUCUUGGACGGUGGACGGGCGUUCCUGACCUACGACGUCUGGGGACUUUGGCUGGCUUGUGUUGUGCUGGGGAGUUCAAGUGACCAACUUCGGUGGGAAUUUCGGCAGUUCGAGACGGGGUGCGGGACGCCAGGGCUAAUCGACUCGAGAUGGCACCACCACCAUGCUUCCGAAGAUGCAUCUGCCAAUUGGUUCUUCCGGUCGUUUCGAGUGGCCCAUUAACGUAAGGGAGCACAUACAACGUUCAGACGCCGCCGGCCGAGUGCAAUGUACGUGUGAUCAAUCAUGAAAUAAAAAUCUAGAACGAGAUUGCAUAUUGAGGAAAGAGUAAAAUAAAAACGCACGUGGAGAAACGGAAAGAAAUAAAAAAAUCAAGCGAAAAUUAUAAAAAAAAACGGAAGAAAAAACCAACAGUGAGUGGAAUCAAUUAAGUGAAUCUGCUACCAUAAAUUAUGAGAUUAUGGUAAUUGAGUGUUUAGUGUGCAAACGAUGUAUGUUUAUUCUCGGUAUUAAUAAAGUGCCCCCCGCUUAUUGAAUCAUAAUUACAGAGCUCGAAGCUUUGGUGAAGAGAUUGUGUUGGCCGCGGGAGCAGGUUGCUUGCUGCAGCCGAAGAAGGAAGAAUAAAUUGUGCUCAUCGGAACCGUGCGUCGCAGCUCCGGGGCGGAACUUGUUGCUGGUGCUGGGAGUGAGUCCAGAAAAUUGCGGCCCAGAUUGUGGCGCUUGUGUAUGUUGGCACCCAGAGUGCAGGCAUCGGCUAGUGGUUGAUGAAUAAGUUGUAAUUGAGUGUUGCAAAUUGUUGCCAAAGUCACCUGUUACACCUGUUGCACCUCCCUACUCUGCGCCAAAUUAGUGCAUUGCUGUCGUCGAGUCGAGUUUGUCGGGUGAAACAAUGCUGCCACUUCUCGGCUGGGCAUAUCUUCGUCAGAACGCCGGCGUCGCCCCCUCCCAGCUGUACGGCCCUCACCUAGGCCAUACCAACGACGCCAUUACCGGUGCCGAGCUAGGUGUCAAGCAGCGCGUGCCCAUCAACGUGGGCGGACUAUCUACGGCAAGGGUCGUAAAUCCGAAUUACUCCACCUACGCCCACGGCCAGGACUCCAAGGACGGCAAGUCCUUUAUUAUGCGAUUUAGUCAUAACGGUAGCGAUUUGUUGAUAACCACGAACGAACUAAGGCUUGGGCUAGGUCAGGGAGGCCCGGGGACUUCCGGCGGACACGUGCCAUCGACCAUCAACGGUAGUGACUCUACAGGUGGGACGACGGCAACGGUGGAGCGUGUGGUGGUGGUGUUGGCAGGUGUCGUGGAGCCUCAUCCCGGAACCGACGGCGGCGGCGGCGGUGGUGGCCACGUGGCAGACAAUGUGCUGAGCAUGAACAUCACUCCGGCACUUUCCCAGGUUUUAUUAGCGCCAACCUCGGCGAGCAGUUCCGGAGCUGUCAUAUCGGCUGCCGUUGCGGCCACCAAGGUCGUCGGAGGCACCACCAGCGACAACGUGACGAGUGAGGAGAUAAAUUCUUUUUAUUUUUAUGAGACUGAACAAUUUGCAGUAUUAUGGGCCCUGUUCACCGUGAUAGUCCUUGGCAAUUCAGCCGUGCUGGUCACGCUGCUGCUCAACAAGAACCGAAAAUCGCGAAUGAACUUUUUCAUCAAGCAGCUCGCCAUAGCUGACCUCUGCGUGGGACUGCUGAGCGUCCUGACGGACAUCAUCUGGCGGAUGACGGUCUCGUGGAAGGCCGGCAACGCGGCGUGCAAAGCGAUCCGAUUUGCCCAGGCCAGUGUCACCUACGCGUCAACCUACGUCCUGGUCGCGCUCAGCAUUGACCGGUACGAUGCCAUCACACAUCCGAUGAACUUUUCCGGCUGCUGGAAUCGAGCUCGUCGACUGGUCGCUGCUGCCUGGAGCUUGAGUGCACUGUUCUCACUUCCAAUCUUUUAUCUGUAUGAGGAGCGGUCGAUACAGGGGAAGAAGCAGUGCUGGAUCGACCUGGUAGACCCUUGGCGGUGGCAAGUGUACAUGUGCUGGGUGGCCAGUUCCCUCUUUGUCCUGCCAGCGCUGAUCAUUUCAGCGUGCUACGCCAUCAUCGUCAAAACGAUUUGGGCCAAAGGAGCCAUUAUGGGGCCAAUUGAUCGAACGCGCAACGGGAUGGCCGACUUGGCCAGCCGGCGGGCCAGCUCCCGGGGCAUCAUUCCAAAGGCGAAGGUGAAAACCGUCAAGAUGACCAUUGUGAUAGUGAUAGUAUUCGUGCUCUGCUGGUCGCCGUACAUCGUGUUCGACCUGCUGCAGGUGUUUGGCCAAAUUCCGGAAACGCAGACCAAUAUCGCCGUAGCGACCUUCAUCCAAAGCCUGGCGCCGCUCAACUCGGCCGCCAACCCCCUCAUCUACUGUCUCUUUUCGACGCAGGUCUGCCGGAUGAUUAAGAGACUCCCCCCGUUCCGAUGGCUGCUGGCCUCCAAGUGGUGCUGCAAAAGCCCGGACGGUGGCUCGCAAGGCGCCGGGAUGCGCAACGGGACGGUACUGAACGGGAACGCCCGGUUGCAGAACCACAACAGCAGCGACUCGAUGCGGACGCUGACGACGUCGCUGACCAUCUCCCAGCGGUCGUGCAUUCGGCCGUCGCGUGUCGUCAUCGUUGAACGACCCAAAGCGGCGCUGGCCAUGUCCCAAGUCUGAUGAGUCUGGGUGAUUUUUGUAGAAAAAGAAGGAUCAAAACUUUAAAAUAGUUGUCUAAGUAUUUAUUGAAUUGUAAAUAAAAUUGUAUACAAAUGAUGUGUAACAUAAACAAGUACAUGGAAAAAUAAAGAUUGAAGCCCAUAAAUGAGCUGGAUGUUCCCCGGGAAAUAAAACAAAUGUAAACUUAUUCAGAAUCGGUUCCGGAAAAUUAGCCUGCAACAAGACAGAACGGAAAGAUGUAAAACUGCAGGAGCUUUUUUUUCUACAAUGCUUGUGUGGUUAUGAUGAUGAAUUGAGUGAAAAGCAGGAUAAAUAAAAAACAAACAUUUGCUAAUGUCCCACCCAUUUGUAACAAGCAGAAAAAAUACAAACAAGACUAUAGAUAAGUCACAGUCUGGGUACACUGCUCUGAAUGUUUCAUGAUGGAUCAACAGCUAGUUUGAGGGCAAAGGAAAAAAAAAUCGAGCGAAAAAGUAAAAACAGAGAAAACAAUUAAGUUUAAUGCGUUGACCCUGCUGAUAAUAGUGGGUGGAAAGUGGCUUUUGGUCCUCGCAGCAAGAGGGUGGACGCCCACUUAAGUGAACAUCAGUGUGCAAAGCAAAACAGAGCAGGAAACAAAUUGUGAACUUUUGUUUUUCUCUUCUUGGCAGCGCUCCAUGACGCAGUCAGAGUGCAUAAUUAAUGUUUCGAGCAUCACUCACGUGGCGUUGUCACGAGUCGUUUAACACAUGCAUGUAUUCGUGUAAAUAUGUUUCAUUCAUGUUGUGUCGGGAGCAAACCUGUCCCACCCCACCUCCUCCAAAGCAAACCGAAUGAGUGCAUUCGAGAAACCACCUUGUGUAUAAUGAAAAAAAAAUAAAUGGAAUGGAUGGACUCUCUCUGUA
Molecule: messenger RNA, 3743 nt
Organism: Culex quinquefasciatus (southern house mosquito)
Lineage: Eukaryota; Metazoa; Arthropoda; Insecta; Diptera; Culicidae
Product: cardioacceleratory peptide receptor
Exons: 9
Coding region: 1078-2859 (593 amino acids)
Biological process (GO): G protein-coupled receptor signaling pathway
Cellular component (GO): membrane
Molecular function (GO): G protein-coupled receptor activity
Source: RefSeq, a predicted model, not a curated record